This is a messenger RNA of Nematolebias whitei (Rio pearlfish), 1137 nucleotides long. Its product is annotated as LARGE xylosyl- and glucuronyltransferase 1. The record is from RefSeq and is a predicted model, not a curated record. Gene Ontology annotation, biological process: protein O-linked glycosylation via mannose. Gene Ontology annotation, molecular function: glucuronosyltransferase activity; xylosyltransferase activity. Lineage: Eukaryota; Metazoa; Chordata; Actinopteri; Cyprinodontiformes; Rivulidae.
AUGGAUCUGCCUGAGAAGAAAGAAGCACAUUUACCUGCUGGUUCUUUAGAGUCCGCCUGCUUCAUCCGUCACCAGCCACAGCUCAGCACGAGACCAUCUGCACUGAAGUUCAGGAGGAAGCGGGUGAUCAUGUACGAAACAAAGGGUGCUGCUCCUUUGAAUCACGUGGUCACGUGUCCCUCAGGUCAUGUGACCACUCGCCUUGGUCAUGUGUGCCUUCAGCCACCUCUGCAUGUUGAGACUAUAAACCUGGUUCUGGCCCGGUCAGGAGAUCUGAACCAACCCAACAUACGGAAUCCCCUUCACUUCCACUUCAUCACAGACUCCAUUGCUCAGCAGAUUCUGUCCUCCUUGUUCCACACAUGGAUGGUUCCUGCUGUCAAGGUGAACUUCUAUGACGCUGACGAGCUGAAGUCCGAAGUGUCCUGGAUCCCUAACAAGCAUUACUCGGGGAUCUACGGUCUGAUGAAACUGGUCCUCACCAAGACGCUGCCCUCACACCUGCAGAAGGUCAUCGUUCUGGACACUGACAUCACAUUCGCCACAGACAUCGCUGAGCUCUGGGCCGUCUUCCACAAGUUCAGAGGUCAGCAGGUCCUGGGUCUGGUGGAGAACCAGAGUGACUGGUACCUGGGGAACCUGUGGAAGAACCACCGACCCUGGCCAGCUCUGGGCCGAGGCUUCAACACGGGACAUCUUCAACGCUGUGAUCAAGCAGAACCCGUUCCUGGUCCACCAGCUGCCCUGCUUCUGGAACGUCCAGCUGUCCGACCACACGCGCUCUGAGAAGUGUUACAGGGACGUUUCAGACCUGAAGGUGAUCCACUGGAACUCUCCAAAGAAGCUGCGGGUGAAAAACAAGCACGUGGAGUUCUUCAGGAACCUUUAUCUCACCUUUCUGGAAUACGAUGGGAACCUCCUGCGCCAUGAGCUUUUUGGCUGUGCGAGUGAGGCCGACCUGAACAGUGAGAACCUCCAGAAGACUCUGUCAGAGCUUGAUGAAGAUGAUCCAUGCUAUGAGUUUCGCCGAGAGAGAUUCACACUCCACCGAACGCAUCUUUACUUCCUCCACUACGAGUACGAGCCCAGCUUGGACAACACCGAUGUCACGCUAGUCGCUCAGCUCUCGAUGGACAG